CUUGAAGUCUUUAGGAACAAACAACUAGUGGCUGACGUACCAUUUACCAACCUAGACAGCCAAUGAAUCUCCGAUCAAAAAAUGAAAGGUGGAAUGACCGCUUUUGCGAAGAUAAAAUUUACCAAAGGAGAGUCGAAAUUAUUGUCAAACGUCACCAAAAUUCAAGAGACAGAUAAGCACUCAGAAAUUGUUCUUUUAGCUCACAUUGCCGAGAAUGGGAGUGAUACAAUGUUUAUGGCUCAUAUUCCGCAAAUGGAAAUCUUUGGUGGACACCUACAAUUUCACGAAAUUACCCUGAUGUACCAGCCAUCAAAGGGGAAGACUUUGACUUUGAAAGGAAGGAUGCGGUUGACAUUAACUGAAGAUUCCAAGCCGAUCACAUUCAGUGGAGGAUUGGAGAUCUCAGAGUCAAAGGCCGAUUUUAUUAUGGAAGCUGAAUUUGAUCCAGACACCAUACACGAGCCACUAGGAAUGUUUGGAAUUUCAAUUGAGGAUCCAGAACUUCAUCUUAGCUGGAAAUUUGAUCAAGAUGAACAGGAUUCGAUUGUUCCUGAUUGUAGCAUAAGUGGCACAGUCAAAUUCUUUAAGUCCGGUUCGCCAAGUGAGGACAAACCUAUUGCAGCGCUGACGGGAUUCAUCUUUCUCCAAGAGGGCAAACCAGUUGUAGCAAUGGUGUCGCUCGAUCUCAGCCAACCCCUGAGUAUUGAUGACCUUUUUGCCGCCUUGUUCAAAGGAAAAUGGCCACCAGGAUAUCUGGACAUAAGCUUUAAGAAGGGAGAAAUUUAUUGUGCAAAAUGCAACAUCGAGAUGAAUGGAAAGACCUUCAAGGAAGGUUUCAAAGGUGAGACUGAAAUAGAGGUCUUUGACUGUGCUUUUGGAGUGGAAUUGUCAAUAGACAGAAGAGGUAUGCGCAUCAAGGGAUUUACCAAGUUUGAAAUUGAUCUGGCUGUUGCAACACUUACUGGGAAGAACUUUGAAGAUGACGAGGGUCCAGAAAUCGAGAUAUCUCGUUACGAAGGUCAAACUAAGUUCCAUUUGCAAACUGGCGUUAAACUCCUUCAAGAAAAACUUGGUUCAUGUACAUUGGGUUAUGAUGUAAACCAGAAGUGCUUUGUAGGGAAAGUAACCUACAGUGGCGAACUCAUCGGAGUUUCCCGUCCCUGUGUUGAGUUUGAAUGGAGUCGGAAAGGUGGAUUCAUGAUUCGAAAUUGGCCUGUCAUUCUUGAACUACAGAAACUCAUUGAUUUCGCGAAGGAGUUUGAGAAGCUAAGCCAACUCAUCGAUAGCCCGUGCGAGAAGCUUGUUGGACUGGCCUUUGACAAGGUCAUCACGACGAAGUGCAGGCUAAAUGUGCAGCAAAUGUCGGUCAAAGAUCCCAAAGCCUGGUUUGCGUUAAGGUUGCAAGGGAAGCUUGAUAUUAUGAUUGCCACUGACAAGCCUUCUCUUACCACUGAUUUCCCAGAGAUGGUGGUAACGAUUACGAAGCCUUCUCGAGAAUUCCGGUUGAGCGACUUACCUGGGUUUUUAAUCCAAGAGGUUGCAAAAAAAUCUUUAAAUAUUGCAGAUCAAGUCUUUUCUCAGCGGAAACAGUUAACCAAGUUUAUGGCAGCCUUUGGUGGGAUUAAGCUCUCACGUAAAGUCCUCUCAGGUCUUAUAUGUCGUGGAGCACACAGUCCCAAUCUAACAGACCUAGCUGAGAAGACGCUCGAAACCAUGGCGGAAGAGGUAUCAAAUGCCGAGAAGGUCUUGGAGACUGCUUCUAGGACGCUUGCCUCAGUGGCUGAGGGAGGCGCAUCUCUGGCAGAACUCGCUAUCAGCGCUGCAUCCGUCAUAGCUCAAGUUUCUGUCGUGGUUGCAUGAUUGGGGGCUUUUAUUUCCUUCAUCA
Molecule: messenger RNA, 1885 nt
Organism: Stylophora pistillata
Lineage: Eukaryota; Metazoa; Cnidaria; Anthozoa; Scleractinia; Pocilloporidae
Biological process (GO): ERAD pathway; glycoprotein catabolic process; SCF-dependent proteasomal ubiquitin-dependent protein catabolic process
Cellular component (GO): cytoplasm; SCF ubiquitin ligase complex
Molecular function (GO): protein binding; ubiquitin protein ligase activity
Source: RefSeq, a predicted model, not a curated record